UUGCAGACGCAAUCGACACAACAAAACUCUCUCUUCUCAUCUACAACUCCAGCACAGGCGCGCAAGAAGGGUGCACCGAAGAAAGAUCCUCGAAUCACCGCGAUCCGCUACCACUUAUACCACCCGAAGACCCCACGACCGCUUCAUUUCUCCCGCAAUCGCGCUCUACGGCAUUGGACUAUUCACCGCGCAUGGCAACGGCAUCUCGACAAUCAACGGAGAACACGCGAGCUCGAUCUUGAACGACAAUACAAUGCCAUGGCCUCGGCCUGUGAGGCUCUACGGCUGAUUGACGAUGAUGGUCUGACGGAGCAAGAGGCGGAGCAUUACGGUGCGCUUCAGCAGCGUUCGGAGAAGGAGGUGGGACGGUUAUAUCGCCAGGCGAUGAUGAAGGAUAAUGUCUGGGAUGGAGUUCCCAUUGAAUACGCGAGGAUGCAGACGGAGACUCCAGGGCGGGAUGGAUGGAAUUAUGGCUGGACACGAUGA
Molecule: messenger RNA, 486 nt
Organism: Zymoseptoria tritici IPO323
Lineage: Eukaryota; Fungi; Ascomycota; Dothideomycetes; Mycosphaerellales; Mycosphaerellaceae
Exons: 2
Biological process (GO): mitochondrial translation
Molecular function (GO): structural constituent of ribosome
Source: RefSeq, a predicted model, not a curated record